AUGACAGGUGUCACUGACACAGAUUUCUCUCUCUUUCUCUCUGUCUUUCUCCUCCCCCCACCUCUGCCUCUGCUGCCUGAUUCCAAGCAACGCCCCAUCAAGCAGUCCUUGAGUGCUUGCAUGUGCAGAGAAUCCCACUGGAAAUGCCUCCUCCUCUCCAUCCUUAUGUACGGCUGCCUGGGUGCUGUGGCCUGGUGUCAGCUUGCCCGAGUCACCAAGCUCAGCUUUGAUAGUUCCUUCAAAGGCAAGUCCAUGAUCUACCAUGACAGCCCAUGCUCUGAUGGCUAUGUCUAUAUCCCAUUAGCCUUCCUAACCAUGCUGUAUGUGGUCUACCUGGUGGAGUGCUGGCACUGCCAUGUCAAAAGCCAGCUCCAGUACAAGGCCGAUGUGGACAGCGUUUAUGAAUGCAUCAAUCGCAUGCAACAAGCCACGCCAUGUAUCUGGUGGAAAGCCAUCAGCUACCACUUUGUGCGACGCACCCGGCAGGUGACCCGGUACCGUAAUGGAGAUGCUUAUACUACCACGCAAGUCUACCAUGAGCGGGUCAACACCCACGUAGCUGAAGCCGAGUUUGACUACUCUCAUUGUGGAUACAAGGACAUCUCCAAGGAACUGCUAGGCCUGGAAUGCUACACAGCCACCAAGCUGAAGUUCACCAAGUGCUUCAGCUUUGCCAGUCUAGAGUCUGAGAACUCCUACUUGACCCAGAGAGCUCACUUUUUCACAGAGAUUGAUGGACUGGAUGACUACAUGGAGGUCAGGGAAGGUAUGCAGCUCAAAAACGUAGAUUUCAAAGAGCUCAUGAUGGCCUAUGGGGAUCCAGACCAUCUCCCAUGGUACGUGUCCCACUAUACUUUCUGGGUGGCAGCUAUCUUGAUGAUCUCAUGGCCACUGAGAGUGCUUAUAGAAUAUCAGACUGCAUAUGUGCAUUACCAUGUAGAGAAGCUCCUUGGCCUUGAGUACACAGCACCAAGCACAGCAGAGGAGCCCUUAUACAGGUAUCGCAUGCCCAGAGACAAUACUCAGGAUAGUACUGAACUGGAGUGGCAUAUCUGUACCAACCGGCAGCUGAUCCCCAGCUACUCAGAGGCCAUGCUAAUGGAUCUGACAGAGACCCCUAUGUACAACAGCUACUCUGUAUGCCGGUACAGUGAAAUUGCUCAUGGCUGUGAGCAGUGCCAUCAUACCUCCAGCACCUCCUCCAUCUUCUCUCGCCAUGCUUUCCACAGUUGUAGUGGGAACUCCCGGCUCUCCCUCAACACCAGCCGCUUCUCCUUGUGCCGCAUCCAUGGCUCCCACAGGACAGGCCUCUGGAGGAGUCGCAGCAGCAGUAUAGCAGACCGGGGCUGCCAUGAUGAACAAUGUUGCUCUUACUCCAGCCAGCUGGCCAUCAAUGAAAACCCACCAACCUACCACGAUGCCCGUUUCUUCCCCGUGCUAAUUGUGCACAGGCCUGAAGGGCAUGACAGAAGACACUUCUACAUUCGACGCUCAUCCUGCCUGGAGACCUCUCUGUGAUAGGACCCUAUGGGCUUUAGAGCCUCCCUCCCCUAGGGCUACCUUAGCUCCAUGGUUCUAGUUCUGUUUGACAGAGGUGCUACUAACAAAGAAAACAUACAUAUCAAGGCACUGCACAGUAGCUCCACAAGGCAAUCCUCUGAUUCUAAAUUCCUUCCCUGAUAGUGCAAGAAAAUAUGUAUGUUGUGGCAAAGUAAAUGACCUUGUGUCCAAAGGCUACCUUCCCUCUAUUUCCCCACCACUUUGUCUGUAUCUCUAUUUUCUCCUUUCUUUUCUCUUCUCAGCAAACAACCCUUUCUACUCUUCCCUUCUCAUUUCCACCUCUAUCUUUCUCUCACAUUUCAGGUAAGAUACUUUAAACCACUAAAGCAAUUACCAUUUCAGGAUAUUAAGGCAUUUUGCAAAUACUGAUGUAUUUACCUUCCUCAGUCUCUCAUAAGGUAGGAAGCUGAGGAACAGUGCAGUGAAAUGACUUUGCCAAAGGACACGCAAAAGUCAAUGGCAAAGCCAGAAAUAGAACUCAAAGCUACAGACUCCUAGUCUCCUGCUGUAACCUCCAAAUGAGGCCAACCUUCCUAAAGCUCUUUCAGUUUCCUUCUCUAUUGCUUCCUCCUUCUCUUAUCUCUCCAGACAUCUUUCUUUUGUCUUCUCUCAGUUUUGCUUCCCAAGUUGUUUUCAUUCCUUCCAUCACAGAGUCUUAAGAGUUCUGGGUCUUGCCCUAUCAAAGUAUCCAUCUUGCUUGCAGAGUUACUGGAAGUAUGUCUUGGUUAGAAAUAAUGAGUAUGCCACACAAGGGUAACUGACCACUUGUAUAAACAAAAAUCCUGCUCCUGGGCUGAGCACCCAGAACUUUCACUGAAGGAUCAUACACCAAAAGAAAUUUACUACUAAAGGAAAAAAAACCCGUCCUUUUCUCAUCAGUUUUUAUGUCUUGUCUUCUACCCUAUGAAAUUUUACAAAUGUUUCUUAUUUUUGCUAACCCCAGUUCUGCACCAUCAAAGUCAGCAAAUUUAGGAGCACUAGGGUAGACCAGUUGCUGGUUGGCACUACUGUUUUCAACAGCAUAGCCCUGAUUCCCAGUUAUUCCAUUCUUAUAGUAGCAUAGCAGUGAUGUGGCUGAGGCAAAUGUAGCCAUAGUUUACUUUUUGUAGACCCUGUAUUCUGGAGCUGUUUGGAGGUUGAUUUACCCCACAGUGUACAUGAGUGACCCCAGAGUGACUCUGAUUUACAUUUUGCUCUGUGUGAGCCCAGGGAACCCUUGCUAGCACUAUAUACUAGGCUGCACCUCUACUCUAUUUUUGCCAUGCCACUCCAAACCACCAACAUGUCUACUACACCAGGGACUUGCAUUAAGGCUGCCAUUGAGCCCUUAUAUCAGUUCUACCCCGGCCAGAAGGCUUGCUGCAGGUGAUAAAUGGGUCUCAGCAUUAUGUAUAAUAUUGGAUUGGCUCCCAUGUCAUCUUUCACUGCUCAGAGCAAGUGUCUUAACCACUAUUACAUUUAGAUCUAAUGACUCCUCAAUAACAGGCAGUCCAAUGUGGUGAACAUCAGUGGUGCUGACCUGGCAUUAGGUACAGGAGAUGGGACUCUAAGCCUAUCAGUGACACUCCUGCUCUCCCCACUCGGCAGUCAGAGUAUCUGAAAUAUUUCCUAGCUCCAAGAGCCAAAGCAAAGGCUGUUGAUCCUUCUCAGGAACCAUUAGGGACCAUCUCAGAAUGCAAACCUGCACCCAGUAAAGGGCUGUCACAUAGCACACAAGCCUUUGAAAUUUUGCAUUGGGGAGGGUAGAUGUCUUGAUCAUUCCUGGUUUGUAGCGAAUAUCAGAAUACAAUACCAUAUCUUCCAAAAAACAAAGUGUUUUAACCUUUAGGGUAAGUAAGUAAGAAACAAUGACCUGUAUGGAAUUGUCAAACACUGCUUGCUCCCUAAUCAGCUUCUUAUAUAUCCACUUGUAAUUUGGAACGUGUAAAGUCUGGUUAGUAUGUGUAGAUUAUAUAGCUCUAUGUAUCUAUACAUAUACAGUUAUUUCUUAUGGCAUUGACAGUUGCAUCACAUGCAAUACAUUUUCUUUUGGUUUAAUUACUCUCCGUUUUGUAAUACUGCAUUUAUUUCAUUACAAGAGACAUAUGGAUUGCUUUCACUUAUGCAACCUAAAUGUGACCUACUGUAAAUGAUGGUAAUUGCAAUCAGAAAGGUUGUUUUGGUCUGGAUGAAUUCAUUUAUGUAUGUAAUUUUUGUGUAAGUGCCUAUCACCUUGACAGCUAGACAUUAAAAGUUAAGAGGCAUACAUGAUGCUUUUAGCUUGUU
This is a messenger RNA of Alligator mississippiensis (American alligator), 3825 nucleotides long. Its product is annotated as transmembrane protein 151B-like. The transcript is spliced from 2 exons. The record is from RefSeq and is a predicted model, not a curated record. Lineage: Eukaryota; Metazoa; Chordata; Crocodylia; Alligatoridae. Bases 1 to 1518 code for a protein of 505 amino acids.